Messenger RNA from Cryptococcus amylolentus CBS 6039, 777 nucleotides. RefSeq lists its product as hypothetical. The transcript is spliced from 6 exons. Bases 56 to 469 code for a protein of 137 amino acids. Lineage: Eukaryota; Fungi; Basidiomycota; Tremellomycetes; Tremellales; Cryptococcaceae. The record is from RefSeq and is a predicted model, not a curated record.
AUCUCAUUCGCCCACUACUCUUCUCUUCCACCCACAACCCACAGCACAGCCCACAAUGUCUGCCCUCCGGCUCCGAUCCCUCCCCGCCCUCAGAGCCCACCGCCCAUCGCCCGUGGCCAGGUCCGUGGCGCUCAGGUCGAUGGCUACCAGACACGGCAACGACCCGGAAGUUCUGCAGAAAGAAAAGGCCCGGAACCUGAGGGGUGAGCAAGACUCUUCAGCGCCGCACAAGGAGCAUGCGCCUGGAUGGAACGAGCACCUUGCUUCUGAUGCCGAGGCCAAUGUAAAGGCGGACCAAGCUGGACCUUCAGGCAAGCCCGGCAAAGAGCUCCAAGAUGCCACCGUCGGUCACAUUGACAAGCACCAUCACAAGGCGGACGGCAAGGCCGGGCACCGAACCCACGAUGCCCCCGGGCCCAGUCCGACCGAUAGCGAAGCACACGUAAAGGCUGACCGAGGGGAAGCGUAAGCUUGGGAAACUCCAGGCCCAUCCCUGGAGCGAUUUGUAUACUUAUUGGUGCCACUUAGGUCAUUUUAUGGGAACACUCCUUGAAAUGAUGGUCCACCAACCAAAUCGUAUCAAUAGUCCAUGUAGCAUCUGAACAGCAAACCACACAACAUCUGAAAAGUCACUCUGAACAUGGCGAAGAAGGAGCAAGGGAGAAACGAGACGCAGUCGAUGGAAACUCACUUAUGAAAUCAAGUAUCUGGCUCACAAUCUGUAUGUAUAUCGUAGUGCAAUGUAUGUGUCCUCGUGGGUGCACCAUCUACCUGAGC